CUCAUUAAAAACAAGCAGUCAAACGCAAUCGUAUUCGUUCUCUGAGACUCUGACAGUUGUAGCUGUCAGUUAUUUCUUUCAUCCUUCUUCUCGUUUCUGUUUCCCGUUUACAGUUAAAUUGUGGUCAAUUGUGAAAAUAGACAUAGCAACCGCUUUCACUUGUUGGAUGACACAUUUUUUGGUUGUAAUUUUAUAGAAUAAUAUCAAUAGUUACGCAUUUUGUCCUCGUUUACUGGAUAAAGAUUAAGUCAGUAGUAGAUAAAGACCCAUAUUUCAGCGAAAAACGCACAGUUAUCAAAAUUACUGGCUGCCGUAACUCAUGGUUAUUUACUUUGAAAUAAUUCAAGUUCUCAAUCAACACUUAAUCAAUGUUCCAUGCUGGUAUAAUUUAAGAAGUUGUAACGUUUCUCUCACAAUGGGGUGUUUUAAAUCCAUGUCUAGUUUCCUUUUUUGGUAUGAAACUCCCAAAGUUGUGCACAUCCGAAGUAAAAAAGUUGGUAUCCUGGGAAGAUUUUUGCAGCUCUGUGUGCUGUCAUACAUUGUUGGAUAUGUUAUGGUGUAUAAAAAAGGCUAUCAAGAAUUUUGUAGUGUUGAGAGUGCAGUUGUGACCAAAGUCAAAGGUGUCGCAUUCACCAAUACCCAGAGAAAUGUUCCUGAAAUAUACAAAAGAAUUUGGGAUACAUCAGAUUUAAUUGUUCCUCCAUCCGAAAAUGAUGCAUUUUUUGUUACAACAAAUAUCAUAAUUACACCGAAUCAAACUAGGAGAACCUGCAGUGAGGACCCAGGUGUGCAUGGGGCCUUGUGCAAUACGCCUUCCCAGUGCCAUGAAGGACAUUCCUUACCAAUUGGAAACGGAGCUAUGACAGGUCGCUGCGUUCCUAGUGAUGUUAAUUCAAGCGUAAAUGUUUGCGAAAUAUUUGCUUGGUGUCCGAUAGAACAAGAUGUUUUCCCAUUGGGAUUAGAUCGGCCUUUACUUGAAGAAACUGCAGAUUUUACUGUUCUGAUAAAAAAUUUUAUUGAAUUUCCAAUGUUUGGUAAAACAUUCCGCCGGAGGAACAUCCUGCAAGAUGCCAACAAAACGUAUCUUCAGACUUGUCAUUAUCACCCAGAAAGAGAUCCGUUCUGUCCAGUCUUUCGAAUCGACGAUAUAGUUUCAUUCGCUGGUGAAAAUUUUACGCAGCUUGCCGUGCGUGGAGGAGUUAUUGUCAUUUCCAUAGAGUGGAAUUGUAAUCUAGAUCUAGAUUUUAUGGAACUGUGUAAACCGAUUUACACUUUCAGAAGAGUUGAUGAUCCCAACACUAAUAUCGCCCCUGGUUGGAAUUUUAGGUACGCCAAUUAUCACGAGGAGAAUCGCCGCACGCUAAUCAAAGCUUACGGUAUUCGUUUCGUUAUUGAGGUCAGAGGACAAGGUGGAAAAUUUAACAUACUUCCAACGUUGUUGAAUAUUGGAUCUGGACUUGCUCUUCUUGGAGUGACAACGGUGAUGUGUGACUUCAUCAUCUUAUAUUUUACGAAAAACCGAACGUUUUACAAAGGAGUGAAAUACUUAUUGGUCGACGGAGAAGACGCAGAGAAAGAACCACUUCAAUCAGAAUCAGGUUUAACUUAUGGAAGCGACAGAAAUCAAUAGCCUUACAAGUAAUUUCAGUGAACCAUACUAUAGAAUUUUGAAAUAUUCGAUAUUGUGCCUAGUCAGAAGUGCAUUCCUUGACAGAAAUCUAAAUUGAACCGAUUUUUAAAACACAAUUUUUUAAUACAAAGGCUAAACUCAA
Messenger RNA from Daphnia magna, 1772 nucleotides. RefSeq names its product P2X purinoceptor 4. The transcript has 8 exons. Gene Ontology annotation, biological process: response to ATP; monoatomic cation transmembrane transport. The record is from RefSeq and is a predicted model, not a curated record. Gene Ontology annotation, molecular function: extracellularly ATP-gated monoatomic cation channel activity; purinergic nucleotide receptor activity. Gene Ontology annotation, cellular component: plasma membrane; nuclear inner membrane. Lineage: Eukaryota; Metazoa; Arthropoda; Branchiopoda; Diplostraca; Daphniidae. The coding region runs from base 320 to 1630 and encodes 436 amino acids.